AUGAAAGACGUCUGACGUACCGUGAGUUCCGUCAUCCGUCGUUUCAUGUUGAUUUCAUGAUAUUGUCAUAAUUUCGUGUACUUUUCGCUAAUUCGUAUUCUAUUUAUAUUUAUUAUUUAACCAAGUAUGCCUCGAUUAUGAAUCGAAAUCAAUAAACAUGGACACAGAAACUAAGACGCAUCAAGAUGUUUCUAAGAAAAAUUCAUUUGAUGAGCUAUCUAAGGAGGAACUGAUUACAAAAUGUAAAAGCUUGCUUCUAAUUGCUCAAAAAGCAAGGCAUUCCAAGCAAGAUCUUCAAAGUGAAAUAGACCAAUAUAAAGUCAAACAACAGGAAUAUGAAAAUUCAAAGAAACAAUAUGACGAAAAAAUUCAUACUCUUGAAGAACUUGCUAAUUCUCUUACUGAGCAGAAACUUAAUUACAUAACUGACCUUGAGUCUGCCCAAAAUAAAUUGAAAAAUUUAAAUCAACAGUGUACAAAGUAUGAGGAAGAAAUCAAAAAUCACAAAGCAGAAUUAUUGAUAAAAGAAAAGAAAUAUGCAGAUUCACUUGUCAAAUUAUCCGACCUGGAUAGUGAAAAUAUAUCAUUCAAAAGACAAAAUACCAGACUUGUGGAGGAAAACGAGCAACUUCUUAACCAGCUGUCUGAGUUGGAAACAAGGAUAGAAGAGUUCAAUAAUAUUGGACUACAGCAAACAGAACAAUUAAAGGUGUUGGAAGAAAAACUCCAGUCAGAAUCUGCAUUUGAAGCAACAUUUAAAGAACUUAAUGACAAAAUUGCUGAUCUAGAAAGUAAACUUAAAUCAUCAGAAAAUACUGAUGAAGUUAAGAAUAAAACAGUUGAAUAUGAAAAUAAGAUAAAGGAGUUAACAGAACUAUAUGAGAAUGAAAAAGUCUACCAUGAAAGAUCUAGCAUUAAGUUAAAAAGUUACAAAGAUAAAAUAUCGAAAUGUGCUGCUUGUAUAAAUCAACUUAAAAAUUCUAGAUUCAUAUUAUCGAAAACAGUUAAAGAAUAUUCAGAAAACAUUCCUAAAUGGCAAAAUGACAUUAUCGCGGCUUCCGUUGUUUUAGACGGCCAGUUAAAAAAGCUAAAUGAAGAAAAUAAUGCAUUAAAAGAUAAGAUAGCCCUAUUAGAGGAGCAAUUAAAACAACAGACGAGUUUAACAGACUGUGAUUCUACAGUACCUACGUUAAAAGAAGAAGUUCACGCUCUAAGAAACCAAAUUAUCCAAUUACAAAAUCAAAAAGGUGAUUUGGAACAAAAUAACAAUGAACUAACACAGCAUUUACAAACUCUUAAAGAUAAUAUUCAAGAUAGUGAUAACAUAAAACAUGAACUGGAAAAACUAGGAGAAAAAUAUGACGCUUUAUUAAUUAGGAACACAGAAUUGGAAAAGAUAGAGACUAAGAAUGUGGAACUCAUUGACCAGCUACAGAAAAGCAAUACCAAUAAUGAAGUUAUGGUACAUUUGGAAUUACAAAUAAGAGCUUUGGAAAGCGAAAAAUCUACACUAGUCAAAGAAAAACUAAAUGCUAGGGACAUGUCACUGGAAUUAGAAGGGAAAAAUAAUAUCUUGACCAGUCAAAUUCAAAAAAUGCAAAAUGAUAUACAUAAUUUGAACUUAAAAAUUAAUGAAUUAACAAAAGAGAACGAAAUUUUAUACGAUCGUGCAAAAUCUGAAAAAGAUGGACAAGUCAGUGUGUUAAAAUGUCAAGUGGCAGCUCUCCAAGAGCAGCAUGAUUUACUGAAAAACGAGUAUGAAAGUGUGGUCGAUAUUAAUGGAUUAUUAAAGGAAGAAGUUGAAACUCUGAAAUUAUCUUUAGAACAGCCCAAAGAUGAGUCCGACAAUAUGUCUGAAUUAAAUGUAUCAUUACAAGCAGAUAUUGUAAAGUUGGAAACAAAAUUGUCGGCGUACAAACAGGAAAAUGCUUCACUUAUAGCCGAAGUUAAAGAAUCGCGUUCGAAACUAAAAGAGUUUGAUAGUUUAGUAGCUGAAAAUGAAGAUGCAAAAUUAAAACUUUCCAGUUAUAAAACAGAAAACGCAGAGUUACUAAACGAAAUGAAAGAAAUAAAUCAAGUACUUAAAGAACGCGGAGAGAGUAUAUCUAAAUUACAAAAAGCUAUUGGGGAAAUGGAGAGGUUAAUAGAUACACUAGAAAAAGACAGGGAUAUCACCAAUCAGGAGAAAGAAGAACUUCGUAAAACAAUAGGAGUGUUAGAACGUGAAUUAAAUAAUGCAAAUCAGAAAACUACCGAAGAAAGUGGCAUAAGCCAGAAGUUAUUAUCUGACAAAGAAACUGCACAAAGGAGUGUGGCUGAAAAAGAAGCUGUAAUUUUGGCUUUAAGAGAAGAAAUAGAGAAACUUAAACAACAGUCUUGUUCUGCUCCGGACAUAAGUAAUGAAGAUAUGUCUACUUCAACCAUAUCUAAAGCGGAAGAAUAUUCACGUAUGCGAGAUUUAGAUGAAACUUUUGAGGAAAAGUACACGAAGCUACGAAUUUUUGCUUUGAAAUUGAAAAAGAAGUUGAAUGAAACCAUGAUGCAGUUGCAAAGUGCAGAAAAAGAAAAAGAAAAACUUACUAAGUUACUUGAAGAGACUCCCAAAACAAUGGUAGCCUCGAUUAACGAGGUCGAUCAUGGGCACACGGACCAGACUCAGCAGGAACAAAAAAAUCAGGCACUUAUAUCGGAACUCGAGACAAAAGUGCAAAGUCUGACUCUCUCUGUCCAGUCUAUGGAAAGUUCUACGAGUGAAUUACAACUACUUAAAGGUGAACUUGCAAGUGUAAACCAAAGGUUAGAAGCUGAAAUAGAGGCACACAAGGCUACAAAGGAAAGCCUGGAUAAGGCUCGUCGCGAUGUUAAGAAAAAAGAUGUUCUGAGCCUAGAAAUGGAAGAUUAUGAGAAAUCUAUGAAAGACUUAACUUCGAAGAUGCAGGAAAACAAGAAAAAAAUUGUACAGAUGGAGUCUACAAUCGAUACGCAAGAAGGAACCAUCGCCUCAAUGAAAGUACAAAUUAAUUUGUUAGAAGAACAAAUAAAAGCUGAAGAAACACAGAAUCGGUUGAUCCGAGAAGAAUUACAGAAUGCUAUCGACGAAUCAAAAGAAAAGGAUGAAGUCAUUCAAGCAAAAAAUAACGUGAUUUCAAAAUUAGAGCAAGAAGUCGAGGACGAGAGGCGGAAAAAUGAAGAAUCCAAUUUUGAGACUACUUCUUUACUAAGUGACAAAGAAAAGAUAAUCGUCAGUCUUGGCCAAGACAAGGCGGAAUUGAAUAACAAAAUGAAACGAAUCGAGUUCAAGUGCGCUGAACUGAAUGACCAAUUGAAUAUCACAAAAAUUGAGUUGGAGGACUUAAAGACUGAACAUGCUAGUUAUAAGGUUAGAGCUCAAGCCGUGCUGCGGCAAAAUCAGACGGUAGAUCACAGCCAGGAGGAGCGACUGAAGGAAGAAGCCGCUGCGUUUAAGGCUCACAUCGAAACCCUUACGUCUAAACUGGCGACCGUCCAGUCGCAGUGGUCCGCGGCUGAGGAGGAGGCGGCGGCGGGGCGGCGGCGCGCGGCGGAGACUGCGGGCGAGCUGGCGCGCGCGCAGCAGCGGGCGGCGCGGCUGCACGCCGACCUCGCGCGCCUCACGCAGCAACUCGAAACCGAGCGGACGCACCACAAGCUACAAGUAUCAACACUUACACAAUGUUACAAGACACAAAUGGCGGACAUGGAGGCGCGACACCACAAAGAGUGUGACGAGCUGAGGAACCAGCUGACGAUCGCGCAGGAGACUGCGCCGCUGCCGCUGCCGCUGCCCGACCUCGACAACCGCAACUACGUGCCCGUCAUACCCAAGGAGGACAGCGACUCGGAGCUGGACAUCAAUGUGUCCAUGAUACCGAGAGAAGAAGGAGAGGGUUCAGAAUCGGCGCCAUCGCCACCGCCGUCGAAGUACAAAGCCGAAGGUUCGAAGGGCGGCGCGCGGUCGCCGGUGCCGCUGGAGCAGCUCCUGGAGGAGGGCGUGCCCGAGGACGAAGCCUCCGACGCCGCGGCCCUCGGCCUCACGCCCGACCAGGAGAUCCUGGACCUGCGCCGCAAGCUGCUUUCGCAGCAACACAGAGUGAAACACGUAACCGUGCUGCUUGCGGAGUCGGAGCGCGAGUGCGCGCGCAUGGCGCAACUCAGCGAGCUGCUGAAGGGCGAGCUGCGGCGCGUGCGCGGCGCCGCCGGCAACUCCGCGCACAACGCCGAGUACAUGAAGAACGUUACGCUCAAGUUCCUGACGCUGCCUCCGGGUGACGAGCGCAGUCGGCUUGUGCCCGUGCUGCAGAAGAUCCUGUCCCUGACCAAUGACGAGACGAGCAAAAUUCAGGCAGUUGCCAAAGGAAUGGAUCCAAAUCCAAAAGGGUGGGGAAGCUACCUGCCUUGGCCUGGGGGAAAAUAGCGUUGUAUUUUGUGUAGCCAUAUGCUUUGAUGAAAUUAGGAAAAAAAAGAAAUAGGUUAAACAAACAAUACAUAAAAAUGUUAAAUUGUAAGUAUCGGUGAAAUUAAUUUCAAAAGUAUGUAAUGUUGGCUGUUAAAAAUAGUUUGAUCGAGAAAUAAUUUACUCUUAAUUUAUGUAUUGUAUUAUGCUUGCCGCCUCGACGGAGACUCAAUUAUCCACGCAAGUCUCUUGCAGUUCAUUAUUCCUGAAUAUGGUACAAAUUAUAACGUGAAUAAUGACUGUUAUUUGGAACAAGACGGAGGAAUGGGCUUACGAGGAUGAACUCUAAAAUAGAUCGCAUACUAAAUAAACUCACAUACACACAAACUUAUUCAUUCCGAAUGUUAUUUUUAUUUAAGAAAUGUAUCAAUUUAAAUUUGUGCUUUAUACAAUCUUUACGAGUAAUUGUAACAUAUAUUUAUAUGAAUUUUUAACGUCUUUAAGUAUUAGUUGUUUUGUAUUAUAUUCGUUUUUAGUUCAGGAAAUCACAAUUGUGUGAAAGGAUAAAUAACGCGACAGUUUAUAUAAUUAUUGUAUUUGGCUUUACCAUUUGUCAUAUAUUACGUUUGCGAAACGUACCUCAUUCAAUUAUACUAUUUGAUGAAUUUAUUAAUGUGUAGUGCAGUAAUGGACCCCUUGAAUAUCAACAGGUAUUCAAACUAGUUUCAUUAUUAAAAUGACGGUCAUUAAGCCGUGACAUCAUUUUAUAUGGCAAAAAUGAUAAUAAACAUUAAUUUGAAUAAUAAAUGCCAGCAAGUUUGGAACCGGAUGUCUGCCUUAUCUAAUAUAACAAGCAUAGUGUCGGCCCGGUGAAUCUAUUUUCAGUUGCAUGUUACAACAUUAAAAUGUUAUGUUCUCCUCGAACUUACUGUUCCAGGCGCUGUUCUACUGGAAGUUAUAGUGCAAGUUGAUCGUGCAUUUCAUAGUCAACAUUCCAUACCAUGUGCAAAUAACUAUUACCACUAAAAUAAACAUUGGUUAUAAUAUAGGUUUAUAUCAUUAUGCAUACAAUAGUCAGUAUUUUCCUACUGAAGUUAUAUUUUAUUGCUUACUAUAAUAAGUAUAUGUGUUUUCAGUACAUAAUGAACACAUGUAGCUCGUAAUGGUCGUAACAUUGUAGAAAUCCCAAGAAAGGAAUUAAAUCGGAGGGCAAACUAUUAUCUAAAAAUGUUUCUGGUUCUUAUUUGAUUGCUUCUUUUAUCAUAAUCUGUCAAUUAGCAUAACGUCCAAUUUGAUGACACGUAUUGUUUUUACAAGCUUUUAUUAAACUCGCCCUGUUAGUAUGUAUGAAUAUUAGUGUGGUUCAAAUCUUGGAAACUAAAUUUGACCUAGUUCCCGGUUUGGAGCUGAAAUUUUGCUUACAUAUGUAAGUCGGGUGACAAUGCAAUAUUAUGGUACCAUCAAGCUGAUCUGAUGAUGGAGACAGGAGGUGGCGAUGGAAACUCUGUGAUGAAACAACGCAACCCAAUUGUGUUUGGGGUUUUUAGAACCAUCUUGAUCAGUAUUAGUUGCAUGUGGAAAGAAAAGUAUAGUCAGCGUUAGAAGCUUGUACAGUCAGCGUCAAAUACUUCGUAGCAGUCAAAGUACCCAAAUAGUUCGGUACACCAUAUAUUUAGUAUGGUGUACCGAACUAUUUGGCCACUUUGACUGCUACGAAUUAUUUGACGCUGACUGUACUAAAAAUGUUUUUAUUUUUUGCCAAAAACUUAUUUACGAAAUGUUACUUAUAUAAACAGCAGAUAUCCACUCGUCGGAAAUGGUAUCUUAAUUGUUUGCAAAACGUUGAUGACUUUGCCUUUUGCAAUUUUGAAGUAGUUUCUUCACUUUAGUUAGUGCGAUUGACUGAAGAAGAAGAAAAUAUGUAUAUAAAUUAUGUCAUUAAAUCAUAAAUAUUAUAAUUUGUAUUCGAUUUAUAUCGAUUUACGCGGUGCUUAAAUAAACAAAUUUCCGUUACAUUCAGCAGCAAAGUUAUUUCUUGAAACCAUCGUAACGCUCAAGUUUCAACUCUUUUAACUUCGCAUUUUAACUAUCCAUCAUGGUUCUAUUUAGAAAUCCUAUAAUAAAUAGAUAUAAGCAAGAGAGGUAAAUAACAACUUUAGCAAAAUUGUAUAAUAAAUACGGCAGUGCAUCUCUUGUUUUUCGGUACAACACAUGAUACUUAGUCAAAUGUAGUUGUAACAUCUCACCAACUAUAGGUGUCUGGAAAUCACAUGGUUACAUGGUUAUAUAUUGAGAAAAUAUACCUACUACUAAACAGUUUCUUUAAAUAAAUAUAAGAAAUGUAGAUGAAAUAGAUUUAUAUUUAUUUAUAUGUAGAUAAAUAAUAAAUCACUUAUGUAAUUCAGAAA
Messenger RNA from Cydia pomonella (codling moth), 6819 nucleotides. It is a transcript of the gene GCC185, whose product is annotated as GRIP and coiled-coil domain-containing protein 2. Lineage: Eukaryota; Metazoa; Arthropoda; Insecta; Lepidoptera; Tortricidae. The record is from RefSeq and is a predicted model, not a curated record. The transcript has 15 exons. The coding region runs from base 158 to 4432 and encodes 1424 amino acids.